UGAAUGGUUCCGGUAUUUGGUAACCUGAAUUUGAUCAUAAGGGAAAACAAGAAGAGAACCCUUAGGAUCAAACUCAGGCUACCAAAUACCAGAACCAUACAUAAAGUAGUUAUGCUGUGUACGACCACGACCACCUUAACCACCUUAUUCAUCAGGUGUUGUAAAGUGAAAUAGAGACGAAGAUGAAACCCGAAUAACAAGUACGUCAACGACCUCUUACAACGCUGUGAUCCGAAGAUGCCGGUGCCGACGCCAAAGUGGAGGAUGAUGAAUUUCCACUCGAUGUUGCGGAGUACCUCGACGUCCUCCUUCGCACUGGUGCUUGCAGCUGCAGUGACACUACUAUUAAGGCUACAAGAAAUCCAUCUUCACAGGCAUCUUGGUCCCGUUUUCAAAAGGAAAACGAGACCCAAGAUGCUGCUCAAGAUGGAUUUCUCUUAGUUCUAAUACUAGCAUUGAGUGGAAUAGCAGACGCAGUGAAAAUCAGAGGACAGCGUGCUGACGACACACUAGUAGAAUCUGCAGUUCGAAAGCUGUUGGAGGACCGAGUGCAGCUGAUCUAUGCCCAGAUCCAAGUGGGAGAUCCGCCUCAGAACUUCACGGUCACCUUCGAUAUUAUGGAUUCUUGUAACUGAAUAGCCUAGACUUACGCAAUUAUAUUAGGCUAGAAUACCUAUGAAAAUAUACGCAUAUCUAUGACUUCUGCAAGGGGGAAACAGGUCACAGACUACUGCUACGUGCAAAAUUAUAGUAAAUACAGAUCGGUCCAUCGGAAACCUCUAACAGGACUGGCAGUAGCGAACUGCUUCUGCCUGGCGCAAAAUGUAGUUCGGGAUCUUGUGUGUCUCACCAGCGCUACGAUGUCCAAGCUUCGACUACAGGACGCGAGCUGUUCAAAAAAGGAACACAGACAAGAGUAUUUGGACUCCACGCGAAGGUAGAUGCAGCUGUGAUGAAAGAUAAUUAUGAGGAUGAUCAUGAUCUGGAAGUUACUAUAGUAGAAGUAAAUUAUAUUAUAAGGUUAAGGAUAAUUGUGAGGUGGAUCUGGAUCUAGAUAGCUUCUUCUAUCUGAUAGAAGAAGUAGAUGUCCAUGCAGUUGAUGAGUAUCAAUAUCUCAGAGUGUUGAUGAGCAACACCAUGAAAAAGAAGAUGAUUUUGAUUGCUCAUUCAGUACUACUACUUAAGACGAGUAAAAGAAAUGAUGAAGCAGGUCGCGGACUGCAGCAGCUCUGACAUUUUACAGGAUGUCGGCCUCUAUAUUUUUACCUCGUCCAUACCAAGGAGGUAAAAAUAACGGCCGAGGAGGUUUGGUGGAGCAGAAGCUGGAACAAACUACGAACUACUUACCCUUCCAUUGUCCCGCUCUAAGCCACAGUCUGCGUCGGAACAUGGUGCGCGCCAAGCGCCCAGUUUUUAUCCGCACGGGAUAUGUCUGACGAGCUGUUUGAUCAAUUGCCGUAUGACGGAAUCUUAGGUUUGGGCCUCAGCAGCGAAAGUUUCGGAAUGGGGAUGAAAGAGGGAGUUUAUGAGGAGGAGCUCUUUAUGAGUACUCAUAUUGUUCUAGACGGUUAUGUCUUUCUUGUCAGGUCGUGGGAUCUCCCUUAGUUGUAGUAGGUGCAAACUAAUGCCGCGUCUGCAUGGAAGGAAAAAUGAGCAUAUUAUGGGUAUACUAGAGUAUAAGAAUAAGCCCCAAAGAAUAUCGGACGAUUAGUACCAGUUUCAGAUGCUCUCAGAUUUUACCAUCUGAGUGGCUACCCCCGUGCCCCAAUCUAUCAGCAAACCACAGAAUUCCUCUCCUUUAGACUUACUACAACUUAAUCUUAAGAGUUACACCUUGUAACAAUGUUCUCUUAAGAUAUUCCUCCCGUGGUUAAGGUUAAGACUUACAACACCUUCUCUUCAAUUUUACGUGGAUCCGGCAACACUGCCUUCGUCGCUCAAGAAGGAUCAGAGUCUGAACCUAUUCCAGAAUUUUGUGGAGUCGAAGGCGCUGAAGAAUAACCAGUUUGCGUUGUUUAUGGCUGGAUGGAAUGUACAAGUUGUCUACUUCCUCAAUCUGAAGAUAGUUUGUAUGAUGUUUGUUCUAUUAUUUUUUGUGAGUAAAAAGUUGCGUGCGACAACUGCUCGGUGGCAGCUCCUUUCAACAAAAUUCUCGCUUAUCUUGUGGGACGACAAAUGAGAAGCAACCUUGAGACAGAGAGGACAAAAGCAUUCUUCUAGCUAUAAGCCCUUAAGGCAGUCUGCACUGAUCUUUGUGCGAGAUUGUUAAGGAGAUUAAGAACUCCCCCCUACGCCGGUAGCUACGCGGAAAAUAUGUAGGCAGGUUUUGACUUAUCGGAACUCGUUUGCAAAGUACGCAGGUAGGUUUUGACUUAUCGGAACUCGCUCACGAUACAAAAAAAAAAGCGAGAUUAAUUGUAUUGCAUUGUAUUGUAUUGUAUCCACAUGCUUCGAGGUCCAGUCCAUUCUCUAAUCUCCGGUUCCGCAGUGCCGUCGACCCUCCGGGGGAGAAGAGUGGUAUCACCUUCGGAUCUCAUGACCCGAAUAGGAUGGCGAGUAAGAUGUACUGGUUUCCAGUACCUUAUCCGGCAAACCAUUGGGCGCUACCGAUUUCAGACUUCGUCAUGGCCCACCAAAGCGAUAUGAGCACAGCCCUCACCGAAGAACCCUUGAAGCUGUGCGAACCUGCACCGAAGAAGUGCACUGUGCUUAUGAAGGGAGUUUGAUUGUUCUGGUGUGCGUGUGAUAUAGUUCUCUUCGCCUGAAGAUGGUGAAGAAACGUCGCAGAGGUCUAAUGCAAGUACUCACUAGUAAAAUAGAGAUCUUCAUUCUGUCGUACGACCGCCCGUCAUCCUCAACAUUUUCUAAUUCCCUCUUCGAUUCCGCUUCUCCGUUGAUGAUAUUGUCCAGACCCGUUUUUGAGCGGGUCAAGGAAGCCAUUGCUACGGGAUAUCCCAGGAAGCCUGUGUCAGAUGCAGAGUUGGCAGACUGUCAACCCUUGCAAAUGAAAAUGCCCAAGAUCGGAAUUUCUUUUCGUUAUGAUAAUUAGACUGUUGCUGGUGAUACAUACUGUUACAGGAACUACGAGAGAAGAUCUACAUCUACUGUUGUUGAAGACGAGGGGCACUAGAACUAGUACAUCAACUAGACCUCCUAGAAGAAAAGUCCUCUAAUCUCCUGGCGUAACCUUCUACCUCGACCCAGAGGACUACGUGGAUAAGACUGGGAAUAUCUGCCUCUACCGGUUCCAGGUGAUGUUACGGCUUCUCCUAGUCCAUCUCCGGAAGCAUCUUUCUUCGAGACGUUUUCAAGGGGAAAAUGGAUCCAGGAUGCGUCUCAGGAUGGAUAAGGGUCAGCUCCAAUGAUGGAAGGAGAUCAGAAUCUGAUUUAUCUGGGCCGACCCUGGCUCGAGAAAUACUACACGGUAUUUGAUCGAGACAGCCUGAAGAUCGGGCUUGCGCUGAGCAAGCAUGCGAGGACGGUAGUUGUCUUCUUGUAGUAAAUUUGUAGUUGUUAGUUGUGCAUGUGUGGUAGUAUUACGUACUGUUUUUUACUAGUACAUUUGAAAGUAUGUAUUCUUUUUCUAAGAAGUAGCUAGUAAAAAACUACUACUGGUCGAUGGGCAAUCAAGGUGAGCAUGAUGUCGACCUGCGUCUUCCUUCCCUCAGAACGCCACUUUCUUCAGUUCUUAGACUAGAAAUAAUUUUCUGUUUCUCUGUUUCGAUAAGUGGACGCUCCUGACUUCUCCCUAAGAACCACACUUUCUUCAGUUCUUAGACCAGAAGCCCUCAUCUCCUAACCCCAGGUAGAGAUAUCCGACGCCAUCAGUGAUGAGGAAGUGACCACGACAUCCACCACUACAACGACGACCACAACCCUCGAACUAGAGGAGGUGGUGGCGGCCGAGGCGACGCCUGCUGCUGUUGGGAAUCCUACGGAAGCCACGAGUGCGACGGUGAAUCUGCUUACUGGGUCAUAAGAGAAGCACCACCUCCCACGACUAGGUUCUAUGUUUGAAACUGGUCCUGCUAGUUGUAGUACCGUGCAUUUUGUAAGUACUAGUUCGUUCUACUUAAUAUUUUCACUAUCAUCUUCCCUUCUAGUUGUACCAACAUCCACCAGCAUAAUAUUAUGCAUCCAACCACACAGAAAAACGAAGAAAGUGAAGUUGUUCGAGAUUCCUCAAAAGGAUUCCGGGAUCAAGAAAAUGUGCAUGUUCACAAUGUACAGGAAAGUAAGAUAGAGAUAUAGUCUGCACAGAUGAUUAUUAUUGAAGAUCAAGAUGAAGAUGUUGACCUUGAGAAUGAGAACUACAACAGACGUAGACGAUGUUGAUGUCGACCCUCCUGCUAUCGACGGGGGGAUGGCUCUAAGAAGACGUCGUCCGACUGUUCAUUUUUAACGACAGGAAACACUACUAUCACAGUGGCCACCAGAACGAACAAGGAAGUGAAAAG
This is a messenger RNA of Amoebophrya sp. A25, 4457 nucleotides long. The record is from the annotation of a GenBank genome assembly. NCBI's taxonomy places the organism in Eukaryota, Dinophyceae, Syndiniales, Amoebophryaceae.